Molecule: messenger RNA, 5120 nt
Organism: Phyllostomus discolor (pale spear-nosed bat)
Lineage: Eukaryota; Metazoa; Chordata; Mammalia; Chiroptera; Phyllostomidae
Gene: TTLL5
Product: tubulin tyrosine ligase like 5
Exons: 34
Coding region: 474-4475 (1333 amino acids)
Biological process (GO): microtubule cytoskeleton organization; protein polyglutamylation
Cellular component (GO): cilium
Molecular function (GO): tubulin binding; tubulin-glutamic acid ligase activity
Source: RefSeq, a predicted model, not a curated record
AGCGUUGUCAGCGCCAGGUGGCGGGCGCCUGCGCAGUGGCUCCGAGCGGGCGGUUGCUUGUUGGUUGUUGUAGUAACGGGGGAAGCAGCCGUCCGCUGCAGCGGUGAGCCCGGCUGGGGAAGGAAGAGAGAAGUUGUCGCAGAGCGCGAUCCCGGCCUGCCCGCCCCGAGCAAUGGGAAGAUGAGGCAGGUGAACGCCUGCGCGCUCCCCGACCCGAGUAAAGUGCGCUCCCGCGUCCCGGCGGGUGGGGUCCGCUGCACUUCCCUAUUAGAGUCCGGGAGAAGCUGUAGGCUUCCGGGAGCUCUGGACGUGAUUGCUUCAGAGGAGUAGCCUGCGUCCUCCCCGCGGAGAGCAUCUGCAGACCUACCCGGGAUUGGGGUAUCUGUGCCACCCAAGUUGUUUGAUCCUGUGAAUCUGCAAGGAAAGGUCUCCGAGGCCCCUGUCUGCUGACUGCAUGACAAACCCUAAAGGAAAUGCCAAUCGUGAUGGCCCGGGACCUGGAGGAAACAGCAUCAUCCUCAGAGGAUGAGGAGGCGGUAAACCAAGAGGAUCAUCCAUGUAUCAUGUGGACUGGAGGCUGCAGGAGAAUCCCCGUUUUGGUAUUCCAUGCCGAGGCGAUUCUGACAAAGGACAGCAACAUUCGAGUCAUUGGAGAACGUUACCAUUUGUCCUACAAGAUUGUGCGAACAGACAGUCGCCUGGUACGCAGCAUCCUGACAGCCCAUGGAUUUCAUGAAGUUCACCCAAGCAGCACUGACUAUAACCUCAUGUGGACAGGAUCCCACCUGAAGCCCUUCUUACUUCGCACCCUCUCUGAAGUGCAAAAGGUUAAUCACUUUCCCAGGUCAUAUGAACUAACCCGGAAGGACCGACUGUACAAAAACAUCGUUCGAAUGCAGCACACGCAUGGAUUCAAGACCUUCCACAUUCUCCCUCAGACCUUCCUGCUGCCAGCCGAGUACGCGGACUUCUGCAAUUCGUAUUCAAAGGAUCGGGGACCUUGGAUAGUAAAACCAGUGGCCUCCUCUAGGGGGCGGGGCGUCUACCUGAUUAACAAUCCAAACCAGAUUUCCCUGGAAGAGAACAUCCUGGUCUCCCGUUACAUUAACAACCCCCUGCUCAUAGACGAUUUCAAGUUUGACGUGCGCCUAUACGUGCUCGUGACCUCCUACGACCCUCUCGUCAUCUAUCUCUAUGAAGAAGGACUGGCCCGGUUUGCGACUGUGCGGUAUGACCAAGGAGCCAAGAACAUCCGGAACCAGUUCAUGCACCUGACAAACUACAGCGUGAACAAGAAGAGCGGGGACUACGUCAGUUGUGAUGAUCCAGAAGUGGAGGAUUAUGGGAACAAGUGGAGCAUGAGCGCCAUGCUGAGGUACCUGAAGCAAGAAGGCAGAGACACAACUGCGCUGAUGGCCAGUGUCGAGGACCUGAUCAUUAAGACUGUAAUCUCUGCUGAACUAGCUAUCGCCACAGCCUGUAAAACCUUUGUUCCUCAUCGCAGCAGUUGUUUUGAACUCUAUGGCUUUGACGUGCUCAUAGAUUCUACUCUGAAGCCAUGGUUGUUGGAAGUGAAUCUCUCCCCUUCUUUGGCUUGUGAUGCGCCUCUGGACCUAAAGAUUAAAGCCAGUAUGAUCUCAGACAUGUUCACGGUUGUCGGAUUUGUGUGCCAAGAUCCUGCCCAGAGGGCAUCCAACCGGCCAAUUUACCCCACCUUUGAGUCUUCCAGGCGAAACCCUUUUCAGAAACCUCAGCGUUCCCGUCCGCACUCUGCCAGCGAUGCGGAGAUGAAAAACCUUGUGGGCUCUGCCCGGGAGAAGGUGCCGGGAAAGUUAGGUGGUUCUGUGCUUGGUCUUUCAAUGGAGGAGAUCAGAGUUUUGCGGAGGGUGAAGGAAGAGAAUGAUCGGAGAGGUGGAUUUAUUCGCAUAUUCCCCACAUCAGAGACAUGGGAAAUAUAUGGGUCCUACCUUGAACACAAGACCUCCAUGAACUAUAUGCUGGCAACACGUCUCUUCCAGGACAGGGGAAACCCAAGAAGAAGCUUAUUGGCAGGAAGAACACGGACAACUACAGAUGGAGCGCCGGAACUGAAGGUAGAGAGUAUGAAUUCAAAAGCCAAGCUGCACGCUGCUCUCUAUGAGAGGAAGCUCUUGUCUUUGGAGGUGCGGAAGCGUAGGCGACGGAAUGGGAAGCCAAGGGCAGCGAGGCCGAAGUACCCAGUGAUUACCCAACCAGCUGAAAUGAAUGUUAAAACUGAGACAGACAGUGAAGAGGAGGAAGAAGUUGCACUGGACAAUGAAGAUGAAGAACAGGAAGCUUCCCAGGAGGAGUUUGCAGGGUCCCUUGGAGAAAAUCAAGCCAAAUACACAUCCUCACUGACCAUUAUGGUAGAAAAUUCACCCAAAAAAAAAGCCUCGAAAGUUCCUGAAUGGACUAAUAAAGGUGAACAAUGCUGCAAGAUUGAGCCUCAGGAGCCAGAACCAAAAUUUAACCUGAUACAGAUUCUGCAAGAUAAUGGCAAUCUUAGCAAAGUGCAGGCCCGAAUCGCGUUCUCCGCCUAUCUCCAGCACGUCCAGACUCGCCUGAUGAAAGACAGUGGAGGUCAGACGUUCAGUGCCAGUUGGGCUGCCAAAGAAGAUGAACAGAUGGAGCUAGUGGUUCGUUUCCUCAAGCGAGCGUCAAGCAACCUCCAGAACUCCCUGAGGAUGGUGCUGCCCAGUCGACAGCUGGCACUUCUGGAACGCAGAAGAAUCCUGGCCCACCAACUAGGUGACUUUAUCAUUGUGUACAACAAGGAAACGGAACAAAUGGCUGAAAAGAAAUCGAAGAAGAAACUUGAGGAAGAAGAGGAAGAUGGGGUGAACGUGGAAAAUUUUCAGAAGUUCAUCAGACAAGCAAGUGAGGCUGAGCUGGAGGAAGUGUUGACCUUUUAUACCCAAAAAAACAAGUCUGCAAGUGUCUUCCUGGGGACUCACUCAAAAACUGUUAAAAACAGCAACAAUUGUUCUGAUAGCGGGGCAAAGGGUGAUCACCCCGAGACGAUGGAGGAAGUGAAAAUAAAGCAGCCCAAACUGCAGCAGGCACCAGAAAUUCACUCUGAUAAAUUAUCUCGAUUUACCACUUCAGCAGAAAAAGAGGCUAAAUUAGUCUAUGCCAAUUCUCCCUCUGCUCCUCUUUCUGGUCCUGCUGCUACUCUUCCACAGAAGAUUCCCAACACCCAUUUGUCAUCUGUUAUUACAACCCCUGACCUCUCCCCAGGGCCUGGCCACCAUGCUUCCUUAUCUCAGAUUCCUCCCGCCAUCCCCAGCAUGCCUCACCAGCCAACAAUUUUACUGAACAGAGUUCCUGACAGUACUGCGCCCUCCAUACACCCUGGGACGCAGAACGCACCCAGCCCCGCUGGCCUGCCACGCUGUCGGUCAGGCAGUUACACCAUUGGCCCCUUUUCCUCGUUCCAAAGUGCUGCGCACAUCUAUAGCCAGAAACUGGCUCGGCCCUCUUCAGCGAAGGCAGCAGGGUCAGGCCAUCCAAACAAGCAGCAUGCAGGAGUAGCCAAAAUGCAGAAGGAAGGAGAAGAUGUUUCCUCGUACAGCAGGCGGUACAACCAGAGCAUGGUGACAGCCGAGCUCCAGCGGCUGGCCGAGAAGCAGGCGGCGAGGCAGUACUCGCCCUCCACUCACAUCAGUCUCCUCACCCAGCAGGUAGCGAACCUGAAUUUGGCAAGUGGCAUCAUAAACAGAAGCAGCGCUUCAACCCCCCCGACCCUGCGGCCUGUCCUCAGUCCUGGUGGCCCGGUGUGGUCAGUGCCGGCAGACCCCCAAGCCCCUGAGAGCCACUCCACCCCUCCUGGAAGCAGGAGCCUCCAGAUCGGGGGCUUUGCCUGGGAGGGAGAGGUGGAGAACAACGCGUACAGCAGGGCCACCGGCGUGGCCCCCCAGCACAAGUACCACCCCACCGCAGGCAGCUACCAGCUCCACUUCGCUCUGCAGCAGCUCGAGCAACAGAAACUUCAGUCCCGGCAACUUCUGGACCAGAGUCGAGCCCGGCACCAGGCGAUCUUUGGCAGCCAGACACUACCUAACUCCAAUUUAUGGACAAUGAAUAAUGGUGCAGCUUGCAGAAUUUCAAGUGCCACAGUUGGUGGCCAGAAGCCAACCACUCUGCUACAAAAAGUGGUGCCACCUCCAAGUUCUUCCUCCUCCCUGGUCCCCAAACCCCCAUCCAAUCACAAACAAGUCCUAAGAAAGGCAACAUCCCAGAGGGCUUCCAAAGGGUCAGCCACGGAAGGGCAGCCGAACGGACUCCAGAGCAUCCUUAACUCUGCAGCGUUUGUGCCCGUCGCCAGCUCCUCAGGAUCUUUGGAAACUCCCCAAGUUAUUUUCGCCAGAUCCAAACCCUUGCCCACACAAUCUGGAGCCCUUGCUACAGUUAUAGGACAGAGAAAAUCAAAGUCGGUGAAGUCAGGGCCACUUUAAGAUCCUGCUCCCGCUAAGAGAUGAACCACAAGCACGCGGAGGAAGACCCCAGCAACUAAUCCUGUACUCCCGGGCUUGCGGCAGAGGGCGAAGCAUCCACCAGCGCCGCCCGUGGCCCUUAGUAUUUUUUUGCUGCCUCUGUCCCCGAAGCUUUGGAGCAGAAGUGGCAGUAGGUUGUUGCCAAUGAGCCGGUCCAGACUUGCACUGAGAGGACAGGAGAACACAUCAGCUGGAUCCUGAUGGAACUCGGCAGUGGGGACGGUCAGCGGACGCGUUACCUACCCCGGCAGAGCAGAUGUAUCUUUUACCCCUCCCCCUCCCCGCCUGCUUAGGUCUUCUCAGCCCCUCUCCUGCUACCACACAGAGAUGAUAUAAAAGAGGCUCUUUGGCUAUUUGCAUUUUGCUUCCUCUUCUUUUCCAGGUUGCAGUAUUAAGCUUUACUUCCUACAAGCCUAAAAUCCCACCGGCAUUAUCUACCAAAGUUGUUCUUCCCUUCUCCGAGGGUUUGGGGAGAAGAGGGGAGCUCCCAUCACGCGUCUCCCCGAGGGUGGAGACGGGUCAGUGUGUCGCUGACCACACGAGCCACGGUAAAGGCACCCUUUGGAAUUACUGAUUUCUAAAAUUAAUAAAGUAAUUCUAUUUUUA